CUGCUGCGGGCCUCAGUUGACCGGCUCCCGUUGCACGGUGAGGUGCGCGCACUCGUCUCCUGUCAUCCCGGUAAACCAGUUACACAAGUCGGUAACUCCGCUGGCUGAGGCGCGGAGGGAGACACGCACUCCUGUCGCCAAGGUUUUUGUGGUGCCACGAUGAAGAACGUCUCAGGAGCAGCCCUGCUGUUGUUUCUGUCGUUCUUCACGCCGCACGCACAGGGAACAAAUUCCUUAGGCAUCAGCCCUCCGGAGAAACCUGCUCUGACCAGAUGUCGUUCUCCUGAAAAGGAGACCUUCACCUGCUGGUGGGUGCCAGGAUCUGACGGGGGCCUGCCCACCACCUACGCCCUGUACUAUCGCAAAGAGAACUCUGAUACAGUGUACGAGUGUCCCGACUACCACACGGCCGGGGAGAACUCCUGCUUCUUCAACAAGAACGACACGUCCAUCUGGGUCAACUACAACAUCACUGUGGUUGCCACCAACGCACACGGCAGUACCUUCUCCGACCCCGUGGACAUAGAUGUGGUCUACAUCGUCAUGCCUAAUCCUCCAGAGAAGGUAGUGGUGACUGUGUUGGAGGACAAGGGCUGGCCCUUCCUCCGGGUGUCAUGGGAACCACCACACAAGGCCGACACCCGCUCCGGCUGGAUCACUCUGAUCUACGAGCUCCGCAUCAGGUUGGAUGGAGAAGAUGAGUGGGAGAUGCACCUUGCAGGACAACAGAAGAUGUUUAACAUUUUCAGUCUGCGGUCAGGUGGUACGUACCAUGUCCAGGUGCGCUGUAAGCCCGAUCAUGGUUUUUGGAGUGAAUGGAGUUCCACCUUCGACGCCAAAGUGCCUGAAUAUGUCCAUCGGGAGAAGUCAACGUGGAUCCUCAUUACAGUCUUUUGUGCCUUCAUCUUCCUCGUCCUCGCGUGGUUGUUACACAUGAACAGCCACAGAAGUCUGAAGCAUUGCAUUCUGCCACCUGUCCCCGGUCCUAAAAUCAAAGGAUUUGAUAAACAACUUCUAAAGAGUGGCAAGUCUGAGGGGAUCUUCAGUGCAAUGAUGGUCUCCGAUUUCCCCCCGACCACAUUGUCCAACUGUGAAGAUUUUCUGGUGGAGUUCUUAGAGGUGUACAUCCCUGAGGAGCAGGAGCUGAUGCUGGAGGAAAGCAAGGAUCUGCACAAUGCCGGCCUCAAAUCCGGGGGCUCCACGUACGACAAUGACUCCGGCCGGGGCAGCUGUGACAGCCACACUCUGCUGAUGGAUAAGUGCGGAAGGUUGAAAGAGGAAGAGAAGCGAACAGAUCAGGAGAAAAGUCCGAUGGACGCUCAGAGGCACCAGAAAAAAAGGAAUGAGGGUGCGUUGACCUACUCUCAUGAUGAUAUCGUUAGCCCUGACAUGUCCAGUGGACGGGUGAAGACCUGGCCUUCUGUGUAUUCGCCUCUGCCUCAGUACAGCUCACUUAACCAAAUGAGCCUGCUUGAGACGGCGAAACAGCACUGCCUCUCCGACAGCCUGUUCCUCCCAAUCUCCUCGUCCUCCUACCUCACCCAGCCUGGCCAUGGCACCAAUAAGGAGGCUCUAGGACCAAGCUACUGGGACAAGAAAUAUCACUCACUCCAUCCUCAGACGCAGGCCCUCUGGCAACUCCAGGCCCACAGCGAGGUCAACAUCUCCAGCGUCGGCCGCAUAAAAGCGCCCGCUGGUCAGCAGCCGCUUGCUCUCCGGACCACCGAGUAUGUCGAAGUCCAGAGGGUCAACGAGGAGGACGUGGUGCUCCUGCAGCCUGUCAUGUCGGACUGUGGGGCUGACUGCCCCCUGCCACGCCAGGAGGAGGACUACAGCAAGGUGAUUGGGGUGAACGGUGACAACGUGCUUCUUCUCCAGAGAGAGGUGGCGGGACACGAGGCGGAGAGGUGCCCCUGUGAGGGCCAGGAGAUGAAUGGAGCGAUGGAGAGCUGCCUCCCGUCAUCCAUUGUUACCCAGAAGCCUGCAGCCUGCUUUCACACUGGCACACCAGUCCGGGAUGACACUAGCCUGGCAGUGAGUGGCUAUGUAGACACUGCCACCAUAUUUACUACCUACUAGGUGCUCAGAAGCCCAACAGGCAGGUCUGGAACAUUGUGAGACCUGUUUUAAGGUGGAACACAGACAAAAAGAGUUACUCCGACCCUAUUCUUCCAUUUAUCAUAAAUCUAAUUUAAGAGACAGUUGAUACAUGAUAAAGAACUAAGAUAAUUUGAUUGAAUGAUGUGAAUAAUAAUCAUAAUUUAACUUUAAAGUUAAAAAGUCAAUAUUUAUGAUUGAUUGUAUAAGAUGUCUGGUACUUCCUGCUGUCAUUAUGAUUAGUUUAUUAAGUAAAAUAGUACAGGAUUUUAUUUUUGUUCCUUUCCCUGUGCAAAUUUCUCCCCGUCGAACUCAAAGCUGUUGGCUGGAUACCACACAGAACCUGUUAAUAGAAAGAUAUAUUUCAAGAAGGAAAACUGAGAAAGUGGUAUUUUUGGUAAAAUAGUAUGAUUGUGUAAUUGCUCGGCAUUGUGCAAUACAAACCUUAAGUGACUUCGUCUCUGUUGUUUAACAGUGAUAAAAUGCUGUGUAUGGCCAUUUAUUUUUAUUUUUGCACAAAUAUGUUUUUAUGUAUCGCUUUACAAACAGUCAAUCACCUAAUCACUAAACGCAAUCUGAAACUUAACUCAUUGGAGUUGGAGAACCCGUCGUAAAAAUCAAUAGUAAUAAAUGUACAAAUGUGAUUUUUGUUGGGGUGUUUCUAUAUGGUUCCUAAGUACUAAAUUGAUAUGUACAUGCUUGUUAUUGUUACCUGGUUGUAAUAAUUAAUAAUGAGGCAAAAACUUGAUUGACAAUACCCUCUGACACAGACAGCCACUGUUAUUCAAGGCUUUUAAACCAAAAACUGGGAACUUUUCAAAAUACAAAAACCUUGAAGGACCACAGAAAGUAAAUUUAGUCACUAAUGCCUAAUGAAGUGAAUCUUUGUGAAUGCAUAGCUCGAAUCAGUUGUGUAUUAUUUUGUCUGUUUUGAUAAAUAAAUGACAAGAGCUGAGAAUUGGUCAGAAAUUU
Messenger RNA from Platichthys flesus (European flounder), 3069 nucleotides. It is a transcript of the gene prlra, whose product is annotated as prolactin receptor a. Gene Ontology annotation, biological process: cytokine-mediated signaling pathway. Gene Ontology annotation, cellular component: signaling receptor complex; external side of plasma membrane. The coding region runs from base 160 to 2079 and encodes 639 amino acids. NCBI's taxonomy places the organism in Eukaryota, Metazoa, Chordata, Actinopteri, Pleuronectiformes, Pleuronectidae. The transcript has 9 exons. The record is from RefSeq and is a predicted model, not a curated record. Gene Ontology annotation, molecular function: cytokine receptor activity; cytokine binding.